AUGGCGACAUAUGUUCUACCGACCACAGUUUACCAGCCACCUCCGCAGGUUCGGAGGGAGGCGAGAGUUACCUUGAUCGAGGACGAAGUUCAGGUCAACAUACCUUCAUAUCAUCAUCCUGCAAAGCUUACGAUCACUUCUCCGAUGUCUGACGAUGUGCUCACACCACGGGGUCUGGCAGCAACGAUCACACCAGCAACAGACGCCACCUCUGAAGUCUCGUCCAUGUGGAGUCAACGUAGUUCCAAAUCCAGCUUUGACAGCUUAUAUGACUUGACGGAUAGCGAGGGCGAGGAGGUACCGCUGAAGUUGUCUGCUUCUGUCAAGAAGCAUGUGUCCGACAAAGAACGCAGCAAGUACCCCUCUCUUGUCAUACCCUCGCCUUCGCAAUGGCCGUCCAUCCACAAGCCACACACUUUUCAACCUGUGGGCUUGUCUCCUGCGACAAAGCUUGCUUCCCCUUCGGCGUUCACGGUCUGGCAAGCUCAGAGAUUGAGGGUGCCUAGUGGUACUUCAACACCUUCUCUGGAUGGGAGUUUGACCAGCGAAGAACUUGCCUUGAGCAGUUGUCCUUCUACACCAGAUCUGGCGUCGAGAGAGGAGAUUGUUGAUGAAUGGGAGCCACCAUGCCAACUCCAUCCAGAUGCAUUCGAGACGUUGCACCAGCUCAGUCCGGAAGAAGCUGCGAACGAGGUCAUCGAGACAGUGCUUGAUGUGCCAGAAGAAGCCGCUCAUGAAAUGUCAGAGAUCAUCAAGACGACUCCAGUACGUCUGGAUUUCGCACUCAUAUCUGUCAACCCUGAGGAGCAGCAAACCCAAGACCCAAUUUCUGCUCUCAGUGUGCCUUCGCCCGGUGGCUUCUUCUCUUCUCUAGCACCAGUAGCCGCCCAAACCUGGGCUAUCAGGACACCAGAACCCUCGACCAGCGUAGCGGAGAACUUCUACGGCGUUCCAUGGCGUGGAAGCGCAGCGCGGUCAAGUGAACAGCACCCACGCGUGAGAACAACAACAAUCAUCACCACAGCGCCCGCAUCACCACAAGGCCCACCCACGGCAAUCAAAGACGUGUUCUCACCCAUCGAUCGCUCAGUAGAGAUUUGCGAAAUCACCGACGUAUGUGUUCCUCCUUCAGAGUACAAUGAGCAGUAUCAGGAGAAACUAAAACAGUCAGCGUUGGCGCACUUCGAACGCACAAAGGGUUGGUUAGAGGACCAAUUCGCCAUUGUCACUGUCAACGUCAACAACGAAAAGGUUGCCGCGCCGACUACGCCUGACAUGACAUCGCCGUCUACGGUCUCGCCGGCGAGCAGCCCGUCCAGGAAGAGCGUCAGGUUUGCGCCUGAGGCUGCUGCGAGCCCGAGACCAUCGACCAACACGACUGUUUCUGCGCCUGCCUCGCCUUCUGCGGAUACUGUUGUUUCUUCCACUUCUGACAACAACGAUCGCAUCUUUGUCGACGGCUUCAGAUCAAUCAUGUCACGUCACAAGCCUACAGAUGCCUUUGUGCACCGCCAGCCUCGCCUUGAAAGCACGCACAAUCUGCGCCGCAACUUUUCCGCUGCCUAUUUGCGCACUCUGCACAACAACUUCUCUAUUGCCGAGCCUUCGCGUCCAGUAUCCACUCGUCCCAUUUCAACUAUGCUGCCCGCGCCUUCCCCUGAAGACGACGCAAAGAGAGAAGUGAUUGCAGCCGUAGAGCGCGAACGCAGUGUGCUCGAGCAAGUCUCCCCUCAGACCUGGGAGCUCGAGGCUCUUGCCUAUCUCCGUGGUGGUUCUCUGUUGACCAAGGAGGUGACUGCUCACCUGAGUUCCUUGCCUUCGGCUCAGAUCUUGGACUUUGGAGGCAAGCCUAAUGCCGACUGGGGCUGGACAGUCGCAACCUCGUUCCCUAUGGCCAAAGUCUACACUGUUUACUUUGAGCCCGACACAGAGAUCUUGAAGGCACCGACCAACUUCGUCGCCGUCGAGGCUGAGAAACCAUUUGCUCUGCCUUUCGCAAACGACACUUUCGACGUCAUCUCUGCACGCUCUUUGCACUCGCUGCUCAAGAGUGAUCAGUGGAGUCCCACCCUCUCCGAAUUACACCGUGUGCUCAAGCCCUCCGGAUACCUCGACUUCAGCCUCUUGGACGCCCUGCUCAUCAAUGUCGCAGCCGGUGCCUGGGGUCAAGUGAUGAACGCCGAAUUCGGACACAAGCUGCAGCAAAGAGGCUACGAGCGCGAGCCCACCAAGCAAUUCUUGGGUAGACUCGAGAGUGCAGGAUUCAAGGAUCUCAAGCGCAUGUGGAUGUUCUUGGGUAUGGGAGACGUACAGCCAAUCUGGAAAGACGAGGGAAAGAGCCCUGUUGCAAAGCCUCCUACUCGCCCUUUGCCUGCUAUCCCUGGUGCUGCCAAGAAAUCUACUACAGCAAAGCGACUCCCCAUCACAGUCAAGUCUCCCGCAACCCCCAAGAUGACUGCUUCUACCGCUGGACCUGAAGAAGCAACCAAACCCAAAGGUGCAAUUCACUAUCAAGUCCCCAUCCGCGAUGCCGCUGGCAAUAUCCUGCUUGACCACAAUGGCAACCCAUCCUACUAUCCUCCUGCACUUACCGGCAGCACUUCAGCUGUUGCGCCCGUGACUGGACUCUUGGGUGUAAGAUUGUGGGAGCAGUGGGUGUACAAGCUGGCCAAGGAAAUGGGUGGAGAAGAGGCCGAACUGCAGAUGUUGGAGCAGGUUUGUGGAGUGCUCGAGCAGGGAGGAAAGGCAGGCAGUGGAGUCGGCUGUUUGAUGGGAGUGUGCAGAAAGUGA
Messenger RNA from Aureobasidium musti, 2790 nucleotides. Lineage: Eukaryota; Fungi; Ascomycota; Dothideomycetes; Dothideales; Saccotheciaceae. The record is from the annotation of a GenBank genome assembly.